Oryza brachyantha (malo sina) is the source of this 2069-nucleotide messenger RNA. Its product is annotated as auxin-responsive protein IAA2-like. The transcript has 6 exons. Gene Ontology annotation, biological process: regulation of DNA-templated transcription. The record is from RefSeq and is a predicted model, not a curated record. Gene Ontology annotation, cellular component: nucleus. Gene Ontology annotation, molecular function: protein binding. Bases 729 to 1436 code for a protein of 235 amino acids. Lineage: Eukaryota; Viridiplantae; Streptophyta; Magnoliopsida; Poales; Poaceae.
GCACAAAAUUAUGCACAGUGCUAGCUCCCCACAGAGGAAUCUGUGUACAGCAGACGAUCACACUACAAGAAUUGGCGCCAUGCACCCACCCCUCCGGUUUAUAAGGGCAAGAAGAAGAAGAGCAAAGAGCACCACCACGUUGCCCCUUCAGACAGAGAGAAGGUAGCCGUUGCUUGCUUCGCCGGCCUCUGCUCUCUGCUGCAGCUAGAGCUAGAUGCUCCCAGCCAUCUCCGAUCCUAGCUUUCCUCCCCCUUUCGCUGCUGCUGCUGCCCCUGGAGGAAUCUCUCUUCUUCGAUCUCCCGUCAAAGCUUGGAGGAGGAGUAGGCUAGUAGGCGUCUAGUUGCUCUAGCUAUAGUACUGUAGCUUCCAGCUGCGAGAGACAGAGAGCGAGGUUGCUUGCGUUUGCUUUGUCUCUCUGCAAAACCUUGCAGGAUUGCAGCUAGCUCUGCGCCAUGGCGGGGGCUGGGCUUUGAAGGCCUCGAGGCGCGCAAACCUUGUCCCUUUUCGCGCAAAUCCUUGCCGCCUUUUGGUCGCCUUUCCUCCCCCCUCCUCGGGCCACGCGCCGUCAGCGGCAGAACGCAGAGGCACCUGCUCUGUCUCCUUCCUGCAGGCCAUCGUCGUCUUCGUCGUCGUCGUAGUUGAUCUCCGGCCGGCUAUAUAUUUAUUCCCUCUCCCCCUGCUGCUCUCUCUUGUUACGCUCGUGACCUGCUGCUCAGUGAGUAGUCGCCAUGGCGUGGAGGAGCGGGAUCGGGGAGAGCGGCCUCGAGCUCAGCCUCGGCCUCCCCGCCUACUUCUCCAAGAACUCGUCGGCGUCAGUGCAAGCAGAAGCAGAUGGAGAGGGAUCGAAUCGUGCGGCUGCUUUCGCAGUCCAAUCCAAUGGAAGCAGUUCCUCCAAGGCAAGGACGGCUGCAGCUCCGGUUGUGGGGUGGCCGCCGGUGCGGUCUUUCCGGCGGAACCUCGCCUCGUCGUCGUCCUCCAAGCCGGCGACGUCGUCGUCGCAGAACGCCGAGAAAUCGAGCAAGGACGGCGGCGGCGGCUGCUCGGGUGGAAACGAGCAUGCGCAGAAGGGCAUGUUCGUCAAGAUCAACAUGGACGGCGUCCCGAUCGGGAGGAAGGUCGACCUGACGGCGUACGGCGGCUACGCCGAGCUCUCCUCCGCCGUCGACAAGCUCUUCCGCGGCCUGCUCGCCGCUCAGAGGGACCCGGCCGGCCCUGACGGCGAGGCCGACGUGGCCACCGGCGAGAUGGUCGGCGGCGGCGAGUACACGCUCGUCUACGAGGACGACGAGGGUGACAGGAUGCUCGUCGGCGACGUCCCGUGGCAGAUGUUCAUUGCCACGGCGAAGAGGCUCCGCGUCCUCAAGAGCGCCGACCUGCCGCCGCCGUCGCUGAUGAGGGCGGCCGGGAGCAGGAAGAGGGCGGCGGCGGACAGCUGAAUCCGAUCGCUGUCAGCUGAAGUGGAGCUGCUGCUGAUGAUGAUGAAGAUGCUGUGCUUGGCUUCGUGGCCAUUUUGAUGUCUUUUGGGCUACAAAAUUAUGUAUACGAGAGUGAUCAUGACAGUAUUAACGUCAUGCUUAAUUAGUACGUACGUAGCAUGGAAGAGUGUGAUUAGGCGGGUGGUUAAGCUAAUCUGUGGCGCCCUUUGGAGGUGUAAUUUUGGAUGUAUUUUACUAUGUAGGCACGUGUCAAAUUAGUUACUACUACUAUGUUUCGGCGUUUCAUCUCGAUGAUAAUGGCUUUAUUGCUGUCCACCUCGACGACGCAAAAGUGCCUCGCUUUUAGAUUUGGUUGGUUUCAACUCAAAAUCGAGGUGGAUUUCCUUGUAACCUCCGUGCAUUCCUCGUGUGAAAAAUUUGCUUAAAAUCAACUUGAAACAACUAAGUCGCUCCAGGAUAGUUUGUAUCUGUAUUUAUUGCUAUGUCAUAUAAGUAAUUUACUGAUAUGAUAGGUUAUUUAUUAGAGAGGGAGAUAUAAAAAUAAAGAAACUGGUUCUAGAUUAAGAUCCAGUCUUUACGUAAAAUAAGACUGGCCGUGAGAGAGACAAGUGGGUCAUGUAAUAAUAAAAUAUA